UUUCAAGUAUCAAGGAAUCUGGUAUUAGUAAAUUAUUAAUGAUAGAGAUGUGCUAACCAAAAGGGACAUUAAGCUCUCAAACGAUACGCGAUCGCAUAUAUCGUUAGAAAACACACAGGGGUAUCAAAUUGCGCGUUCCAUUUAAAAUCAAAGAAGCGUUCAGACAACAUUUGUUUUACUAUUCCACUCUGUACAAACAUUACGUUGUUCAUACUAGUAUGUCGAUACGGGUUGCCAUAUAAAAGUAUUGGUAUUGAUUGACAUUUGUAGUUUAAAGUACCUAAACACAACAUGUUGCUAUGUUUAUGUAUAGGGGAAAAGGGGGAGGAAAUAACCCUUCAACCGGUAAGAAUGUACAUUUAACGAUAUACAGAGAUAUGAGAGACUAUUUUAUUUUACAUUUAUAUUUAUGCUUGUUAUUUUUACAACAUAUUCUCCUGUAGACACAUCGCAUGAAACAUAUCAGUACAUAAAUACGUUGUAAUUUGAUAAGUAUUUGUUAAACUCUAUAAUUGCAUUCUGAAAUUUCGAAGAUUUUAUUAAUGAUACUGUCGUGAACACUAUACAAUGAACAGAAACAUCACGAAUUACUCUAUUAAAGGGAUCUUUUCACGCUUUGGUAAAUUGACAAAAUUGAAAAAAGUUGUUUCAGAUUCGCAAAUUUUCGUUUUAGUUAUGAUAUUUGUGAGGAAACAGUAAUACUGAACAUUUACCAUGGUCUAAUAUAGCCAUUAUAUGCAUCUUUUGACGAUUUUAAAACCUAAAAAUUAUAAAGCGUUGCAACGCGAAACGAUUGAGUAAUUUGGAGAGUUCUGUUUUUGUCGUUAAAUUUUUUGAAACAACGAAGAUUGCUUAUAUAAGGUAUAAAAUACUUCAAAUAUAUGUACUCGGCGGAAUAGCUCAGUAGGCUAAAGCGUUUUUACAUCAGGACUCUGGCAGGACUCCUGGGGUCACUGGUUCGAAACCUGGUCCGGGCAAUGUUCUUUUCCUUUUUUAAAUUUUAUUCUUGAUUUUUUACUGGAGCUUUUACGAUCCAAUGUUUACAUUUAUCGAUAUAAAGCAUUUAAUGAAUAACUUAAAAAAUGCCAAAAUCUGUGAAAAGGCCCCUUUAAAUCCCGAUAUAAAAUGGCAUCGCGUUCUUGGACAAUGGGGCUUAAAGCACUUGCGUUAAGUGUCGUCAAACAUGAACCUGUGCAGUUCGCACCGGUUGGCAUAUCAGUGACAAACCGUUUUGCUUUAAUUGAACUUUUCGUUUAUAGAAAGUCAGUCAAAAACGAAAAUAUAGUUUAGGCGGUCGUUUCCGACCCUGAUCAGCUUGAGCGGAUUGGACAUGCUUAUCUGGGACGAAACUUUACGCAGAUUCAUUAAGGCAUGUUUUGACAAAAACGAGACUUAAUUCAAUAGUUUUAUCCCCUCUUCAUGCGACAGAUGGGCGUGGGUCCCACAGCGACGACGCCCAAGAACCUCGUGCUGUAUAUCCACGGACUGAGCGCCCCCUCACGGGCCGUCUGGAUGGCGGCGAAGGCGGCGAACAUCCCCGUCACCAUCCGCUACCUGGACCUCUUUAAGGGGGAACACAAGACACCUGAAUUCGCAAAGAUUAACCCCGACACCACAGUACCUACAUUACAAGAUGGAGACUUUUCAUUAUGGGAAAGUCGGCCGAUAAUGACUUACUUGGUAUCCCGGUAUGGCAAGAACUCGCGACUCUACCCGAAAGAUCUGCAACAGCGGGCCGUGUGUGACCGUCUUUUACACUACGACCUUGGCUCCGUGUACAAGACCAUAAGCGAAUAUAUGUAUCCACAGCUGUUCCAGGCCAAGCCCCCGGACACGGACAGGGAAGCCGCCAUGAGAAAAGUGUUCGACUACAUGAACCGACAGCUUCAGGGACAGAAGUACAUGUGCGGUGACGACAUGACCAUAGUGGACAUUUCCAUGGCGACCAACCUGGCGCUCAUCGAGUUGCGCAACUACAAGCUGGACCAGUGGCCGCUACUGACCACGUGGUACCAGCGUAUGAAGAGCCUCCCGUACUGGGCCGAGUGUAACCAGGGACUCUACGAGUGGAAGUCGCCCAUGAUGGGGGAAUAGACGAGCUUUUUAGAUGCUACGUCAUUUACUUUUUACAUUUGAACCUCGUUCUGUGAAAACGGGGCUUAAUGCAUGUUAAUGAAGGAACAACACUUUCCGCCUAAACUGUACUUUUGUUUAGAUGAGACUGUCUUUUAAUUAAGAAAUCCACAAAAGCGUAAAGGAUCGUACAUAAUUAGCCUAUGCGAACUGCACAGUCUAAUCUGUGAAAAACUUUACCCACAUGCAUUAAACCCAGUUUUCUAAGAGCGAAGAGCCAGUGCAACUAUCCUGAGAGACUUUAAUAAGUCGUCUAAUCAUUUUUCAUUCUUUUAAAGUCCUGACAGGUCAAAGUGCAAUUAUAACUUUAUAGAUAAUGGCGUCUUCGUCAGUGAUUUAUUACUUCAAGUAACACUAUAAAAUGACUUUAAAAGUGUACGUGCUUGUUUCUUUCUAUGUACCGUAACCGCCGAAAUGUGUGAAGUUAGGCAAACAUGUGACAAUUUUUAUCAGGCUAUCAUAUGUGGCCAGAACUGUGUUUUUUUUUAUAGAACAUGUGGCCUUUUAUGUGUGGCAUUUAAUGGCGAAAUAAUAUGGAAAACAUUUCACCAGAAUGUUACUUUUCUGCCUGAUUCGACAAUUAUGCCACAACGUGAAGUCACAAUAAUGUAUAUGAAAAGUAGUUAGUGUUUGAUGUAUUUUAUUUUUUCCAUAAACCUUGGUAACUUGGAUCUUUAAAAUUUAAAUUAGAUGUGCCUGAUGUUUUGUCAGAAAAUGUUGAGUAAUGCUACAUGUACUAAGCAGCCAGCUGAAAAACUGUAGACGUAAAUGUGUGAUUUACAUUAAAAUAAUUGAAAGCUGUAUGCUUUUCGAUAAGGGAAGAGGACAAUUACAACGAGCGAGGCAUGGUAUAGGGGAGAUAACCCUGGGUUAUGGUUAGGUUAGGGUUAGGGAUCGGGUAAGGGUUAAGAUAUGGUUUAAACCCGACCCCUAUCCCUAACCCUUACCCUCUAACCCCCCCCAUGCGCAUUACAAUACCAUGCCUCGCUCGUUGUCGUUGUCCACUUCCCUUUCGAUUAUUGCAUGCUCAAUUAUGUACCGGUAUAUAUAAUUGUAUGUAGUUGUGCAUCGUUCACAAUUAUAUUGCUUGGAUUAAA
Messenger RNA from Dreissena polymorpha, 3230 nucleotides. RefSeq names its product glutathione S-transferase 1-like. Lineage: Eukaryota; Metazoa; Mollusca; Bivalvia; Myida; Dreissenidae. Gene Ontology annotation, biological process: glutathione metabolic process. The record is from RefSeq and is a predicted model, not a curated record. The coding region runs from base 1420 to 2094 and encodes 224 amino acids. The transcript has 5 exons. Gene Ontology annotation, molecular function: glutathione transferase activity.